CAUGUUGCAGAAAAUUGCUGUGCUUUUCGGAACUAAAUGGCAUAAGAUGACAAGUGGAAGCGGUCAGGGAGCCGUACCAGUCAUGGCACAAUCUCUAGAUGCUUGGCCACAAAAUAUGACGGAUAUUGGAGAAUUAAACGGAUCAGUGUCGAAGUACGCGCGGAUGGAUGGAAUGGGACCAAGAAUUGGUGAGAGUGAAGAUCCCGGAUCGGAGAGUAAGGAGCGAUUCGCACGUGAAAAUCAUAGUGAAAUUGAACGACGGAGACGGAACAAAAUGACUCAAUACAUCAAUGAACUUGCUGAAAUGGUACCUCAGUGUGCUGCUCUAGGCCGUAAGCCGGAUAAACUAACUAUUUUGCGGAUGGCUGUCUCCCACAUGAAGGCGAUUCGCGGUGGUUCACAAAAUGAAGCCUCAUAUAAACCAUCUUUUUUGACAGAUCAAGAGUUGAAACAUUUGAUCUUAGAAGCAGCCAAUGGCUUCUUGUUUGUUGUUUGUUGUGAUACAGGAAGAAUUCUUUAUGUAGCCGAUUCAAUUGUCCCUGUUCUCAACAUGCGCCAGGAUGACUGGCUGCAUCAUGUUAUCUAUGACCUGGUACAUCCUGACGACAUGGAAAAAGUGAGGGACCAGUUAUGCGGAAGCGAAGCAAGUAUGAAUCGAGUCCUCGAUUUGAAAACUGGUACUGUUAAAAAAGAGCAGGGUUCCAUUCGCGUUCAUAUGAGUUGCCGUCGUGGUUUCAUUUGCAGAAUGAGACUAGGGCCGUUGGAACCCCUUCAUCGUCUCUGCAAUCGACGGCCUAUCUUUACACAUAACGGACAAAAUUAUGUGGUGGUACACUGUACUGGUUAUAUCAAAAAUUCGCCACCGAACGGUCUUGGACUUGAUUCACCACCAUCGAGCUGUCUUGUUGCUAUUGCACGAUUGCAAGUUGCCAGUAUGCCGAUCAGUAGUGAACAAAAUUCCACCUCGCAGUUUUCAGUAAGACUCGCAGAGGAUGGGAAGAUAACAUUUGUGGAACAGAGAGCGACGAUUCUGUUAUCCAUACCCACGGAGCAAAUAUUAGGACGUUAUUGGUGGCAGAUUGUACACCCUGCAGAUGAACAAACUGUGCACGAUGCCUUCAUGCAUAUUAUCCAAGUAACUGGCAGUACUUCGGACCAAGGCACAGAAAUAUCAUUUCGAUUAAGGACACAAACAGAUUUUGUUCCGUGCGCAGCCACUGCCCAUAGAUUUCUAAACCCAUAUUCAGAGCAGUUUGAAUAUGUGGUUGCCACGCAUAUAAUGAUUCCAAAAGAUAACGAAAGUUGGCAAGCCAGUUCCCAGGUGUUUCCAGCAGUAUCAUCUGAAUUCGACCCAUCGUCAGGUAAUGAGUGGUCGCCUACUACCAGUUUUGGGUCGGAUGGUGUUGCACCUGGUACCAGAAGACAUAUGUGGAAUAUGGAACAAUGGGUACAGUAUGAUCAACGGCAAUGAAUGGGAUAAUAUGUAUGGGCUUUUCAUAAAUUGAUUUGCUGACUACCGUUAUAUUUCACGUUUUUGUUAUACGACUACUUCAUUACCUGUAAAGAUAUAUGCAUAAACUUGUAAGAGAAGAUAUUCGAUAAUAAUAAGCUUGUAUAAAACAGUUGUGAUAACUGGAUAGACGAUAAAGAAAACUACAA
This is a messenger RNA of Loa loa (African eye worm), 1659 nucleotides long. RefSeq lists its product as hypothetical. Gene Ontology annotation, cellular component: aryl hydrocarbon receptor complex; nucleus; transcription regulator complex. The annotation marks the transcript as partial. Gene Ontology annotation, molecular function: DNA-binding transcription factor activity, RNA polymerase II-specific; RNA polymerase II cis-regulatory region sequence-specific DNA binding; protein dimerization activity. Gene Ontology annotation, biological process: regulation of transcription by RNA polymerase II. The record is from RefSeq and is a predicted model, not a curated record. The transcript is spliced from 8 exons. NCBI's taxonomy places the organism in Eukaryota, Metazoa, Nematoda, Chromadorea, Rhabditida, Onchocercidae.